This is a messenger RNA of Nicotiana attenuata, 2717 nucleotides long. RefSeq names its product pentatricopeptide repeat-containing protein At1g20230-like. The transcript has a single exon. Lineage: Eukaryota; Viridiplantae; Streptophyta; Magnoliopsida; Solanales; Solanaceae. The record is from RefSeq and is a predicted model, not a curated record. Gene Ontology annotation, biological process: RNA modification. Gene Ontology annotation, molecular function: zinc ion binding; RNA binding; protein binding. The coding region runs from base 187 to 2247 and encodes 686 amino acids.
AUUUUUCAAAACAAAUUUAGUAUCUAUGGCCAAACGCUAGCUAAGCCUUUUAAACCCAACUGCCACUAACGUCUAUGGACAACGAAUAAAGCCAAUAGUACUUCUCUGCAUUGCUACAAAAUACUGCUACAUCAACUGCUGUAACAAACCUGUGAACUUGCAUCCACCAUUAGGGUAGUAAAGCACAUGCUCUCAAAGCUACCCUCAAGCAUUCGGCCUAGUCUGGACCUCCAGUUCCGGCGUGCUCUUGAGCCUCAUGGAGAUAUACGACGUGCCCGUCAGUUGUUCGAUGAAAUUCCCGAACCAGAUAUACGAUCGUGGACGCUCUUGAUCACCACAUACACGAAGAGGGGUUUUCCAGAAGAAGCAUUGAAAGUCUACGACGAAUUGCGGCAAAGGAAAGUUCUUCCUGAUCAGUUAGCACUGUUAUCAGUAACCAAGACUUGUGCUACUUUGGGCAACCUUAUAAAGGCAAAAGGGAUUCAUCAAGAUGUAAUUAGAUAUGGAUAUCACUGUGAUUUGCUCCUUGGAAAUGCAUUGAUUGACAUGUAUGGCAAGUGUAAAUACAUUCAAGGUGCAAAAGAGGUUUUUGAUAAUUUAAGUGCUAAAGAUGUAAUCUCUUGGACGUCGAUGAGUUCAUGCUAUGUUAACUGUAAACUUCCAAGAGAGGCGCUAAGGAUAUUCCGUGAAAUGGGGUUAAAUAGGGUGAGGCCAAAUCCUGUUACAUUGUCUUCUAUACUUCCUGCCUGCUCGGAUUUGAAAAGUUUGAAUUUGGGUAGAGAGAUUCAUGGUUAUAUUAUUAGGAAUGGGAUACACGAUAAUGUGUAUGUUAGCAGUGCUCUUGUGGACAUGUAUGCUAGUUGUUCAAGUAUCAAACAAGCAGAGUCAGUAUUUGAUAGUACGCAUCAGUUUGACUAUGUUUUAUGCAACGUCAUUAUGUCAGCAUAUUUUUCAAAUGGGCAAUGUGACAAAGCACUUCAUGUCUUUGAUCAGUUGAGAAAAAGAGGAACUAAACUGAAUCACGAUUCCUGGAAUUCUGUUAUUGGUGGGUGCAUGCAAAGUGGAAGAACAGACAAGGCGCUUCAAAUACUUCGUGAAAUGCAGCAGUCAGGUGCAAAACCAAAUAAAAUCACAAUCACCAGUGUGUUACCUACUUGUAUAGAUCUAGGAAGCAUAAGAAGAGGUGCAGAGAUUCAUGGUUUUAUCAUUCGCCGUUUAUUUUUGAAAGAUGAGACAGUCUCCACUGCUUUGGUACUCAUGUAUGCUAAAUGUGGUGACCUGGAACUAUCCAAAAGAGUCUUCUAUAUGAUGCCAAAAAAAGAUACUAUUGCUUGGAAUACAAUGAUUAUUGGAAAUUCAAUGCAUGGGAAAGGAGAGGAAGCUUUGAUGCUUUUUCAUCAAAUGGUAAGUUUGGGGGUGAAACCCAACUCUGUUACUUUUACUGGCGUGCUAUCGGGUUGCAGCCAUUCACAGCUGGUAGACGAGGGUCUUUUGAUCUUUUACUCAAUGAGCAAGGAGCAUGGAAUUGAACCUGAUGCAGAACAUUAUUCGUGCAUGGUUGAUGCUCUAAGCCGUGCUGGUCGCCUAGAACAGGCAUAUAAUUUUAUCCAAAACAUGCCCCUGAAACCAACUGCUAGUGCUUGGGGAGCAUUGCUUGGUGCUUCUAGAGUAUACAAGAACGUGGAAUUGGCACGAGCUGCUGGAAAACAACUGUUGGAGAUUGAGCCAGAAAAUGCAGGGAACUAUGUUUUGUUGUCCAACAUCUAUGAAGCAGCCAAACUACGAGAGGAGGCCUCAGAAAUUAGGAAAUUGAUGAGAGAAAGAGGAAUUAUUAAACUUCCUGGUUGUAGUUGGAUUCAAGUGAAAGACAAAGUGCAUACCUUUGUUGUCGGUGACAAGAAUAAUGCUCAGACUGCAGAGAUUUACAGCUUUUUGGCUGAAAUAGGUGAAAAGAUGAAGUUAGCCGGGUAUUUACCCUGUACAGACCUUGUUGGCCAAGAUCUUGAUGCAGAGGAGAAGGAAUACAGUUUGUGCAAUCAUAGCGAGAGGCUUGCUGUUGCCUUUGGGAUUCUUAAUUUGGAUGGUGCAUCGUCAAUUAGGGUGUUCAAAAACUUGAGAAUAUGUGGAGAUUGCCAUAAUGCCAUUAAGUAUUUAGCCAAAAUUGUUGGAGUGCAGAUCAUUGUGAGAGAUCCUCUAAGAUUUCACCAUUUUAAGGAUGGGUUAUGCUCCUGUAGAGAUUUUUGGUGAAAUAACAAAUGCCAUUAAGUAUUAAACUUGAUAAGCUGCAAGUAUAAUAAAUUCUUAAGGGAUACUUGGGGGAUCUAAGCUGAUAAUACUAUAUGAAGAAGAUUCCUUUUGUUCUUCUCCAAGGAAAAUAUAAGUCUAAAGAUGUCAUCCACUGUGACCAUGCUUGCGGUUGCAACUAAUGAUUUAGAAAACUUUGCUAGCACUAGCUUCGUGACAUACACUCAGCACAAAGGUUCUACAGCCUAGUGUUGUAUGCAAAAAUGUAACAAUUCAAUUCUAACCGCCUUUAGUCACCUCAUUGUAUGUCUGAAGGUCGUCUCUUCAGAGUGGCAAAGUCCUAAGCAAGAAGAAGAAAAGGUGCUACUGCCAGGUUUGGUACCUGGGACUAUAAUACGAAUUGUAUAUGUUUGCCGGUCAAUAUUGAUACAAUAAGAUGAUUGUUAUUCAUGGGAACUUAAAUCAAGGAAGAG